CAUGAACGCACUCGGAGCUGUGCGCCUGGCCUGCGUCCAGCUUCUGCUUCUUGGAGUAUUUGGGAAGCACGCUAAUCACGGCACGAGGAAUAUGUCAUCCAGAAGCCACCGGCAUCACUUACCCACAUACAUGAUGCAACUCUACCGACACUUCAAGCUCAACCAAACGCGUCCCGUGGAGACUAUAGAGCACGAGCAAGCGGACACCAUCAAGAGCAUCCUCUCCAAGAGUUUGACCAAUCAAGACACACACUACGUCACACACUUCGACCUUUCCUCAGUUCUGUCCGAGCGUCAGAUCCAGGCGGCAGAGCUGAGGAUUCGUAUUCCCAAAGAAACGCAGCAAACGAACAUCACGGUGGAGAUCCGACACCAGCAGGACCAGACCCUGGGUCGACUGUCCGAUUCCUCUCUGAUGAGCGUCUCCCAUCACUGGAGGGUCUACAACGCCACAGACCUGCUCCUAAACUGGAUCGGCCCCAAACUCUCCGAGAGGAGAGCCGCGAGACACGCUCUUCACUCCAGGAGUAAAGCUGCGGACGGGAUCCGUCACAGAGCCAUGCUGCUGGUCUUCUCACACACCGUCUCUGGACAGAGCGAGCAGGACCGAGCCAGUCUCCUGCACACAGCAGAGAAGUCCAAGUUCUUGUUUAACAGCGAAGGAAAGGAGGUGCGGAGAGACAAGCCACACAGGAGCAAGCGGGGCCGCAGGGGUCAGCCGGUGAGGAACCCGGAGCCACUCAGGAGUCCGGCCGAGAAGAGCUCCAAGUGCAGGAGGGUCGACAUGCAUGUGGACUUCAAUCAGAUCGGAUGGGGCUCCUGGAUCGUCUUCCCCAAGAAGUACAACGCGUACCGCUGCGAGGGGAGCUGCCCGAACCCGCUGGGAGACGACCUGCAUCCCACCAACCACGCUUACAUGCAGAGUUUGCUGAAGUACUACCAUCCCAGCAGAGUUCCUGCGGCCUGCUGCGCUCCGACCAAGAUGAGUCCCCUCAGCAUGCUGUACUACGAGAACGGAGAGCUGAUCCUCAGACACCACGAGGACAUGCUGGUGGAGGAGUGCGGCUGCCUGUGACGAGCUUCAUCAGCGCUGCUAACGAACGAUCUCAAUCAGAGCUUCAGACAUUAUCAUCAGCCAGAACAUCU
Sinocyclocheilus rhinocerous is the source of this 1146-nucleotide messenger RNA. It is a transcript of the gene ndr2, whose product is annotated as nodal-related 2. The coding region runs from base 2 to 1075 and encodes 357 amino acids. The record is from RefSeq and is a predicted model, not a curated record. Lineage: Eukaryota; Metazoa; Chordata; Actinopteri; Cypriniformes; Cyprinidae. Gene Ontology annotation, molecular function: growth factor activity; cytokine activity. The transcript has 3 exons. Gene Ontology annotation, cellular component: extracellular region.